Molecule: messenger RNA, 2899 nt
Organism: Leptidea sinapis
Lineage: Eukaryota; Metazoa; Arthropoda; Insecta; Lepidoptera; Pieridae
Exons: 2
Coding region: 405-1883 (492 amino acids)
Biological process (GO): DNA integration
Molecular function (GO): nucleic acid binding
Source: RefSeq, a predicted model, not a curated record
ACCUUUGUACUUUGAAUACCAAAUCCAGAGUGUUUGGCAUCAAUAAUCAGUCUUCAAACUGCACAAAAUCAUGCAAUUUUAAAUUACAGUCAUUAGAUAAGGUAUACGAAGUCAACAUAGAAUGCUUUGUAUUAUCUAAAAUAAGUACUAAGCUACCAUCAACUUAUGUUGACACAAGGAGCUUUCAAAUACCCACUGGCAUUCGUCUUGCCGAUCCUACUUUCAAUUGUCCGUCUUCAGUCGACAUCUUAGUUGGCGCAGAAAUAUUUUGGGAAAUUUUAGGCGCGAAUCGUAUCAGUUUAGGAAAGAACAAACCUUCUUUAUUUGAAUCUAAGUUAGGCUGGUUGAUUUCCGGCUUAUUUAUAAACUCAAAUCAUAAUAAUGACUCUUCUUCUCCCGUGUGCAUGUUUUCAGACAACACACUAUCAGAUUUGUCUCGGUUCUGGGAGCUUGAUACUAUUUCUUCAAAACACAAACUCACUCCCGAAGAGAAGCGCUGUGAGCAGAUAUUUGCGGAUACCACGUAUCGAGAAUCUGAUGGUCGUUUCGUGGUGACUCUACCCCUCAAAGAGCCACCCACCAUUCUAGGUGACUCUUACAACAUGGCCAGGCAUAGGUUUAUCUCUUUAGAACGUAGAUUACAAAAAAAUCCAAUUCUUCAGAAACUCUAUUUUGACUUCAUGCGUGAGUACAUAGAGCUAGGUCAUAUGACUGAAAUUAAUUCUUUUGAUUGGGACUCUACAGAGCCAUCUUAUUACUUGCCACAUCAUGGAGUCAUGAAGGAGUCGAGUUCCACUACGAAACUGCGUGUCGUAUUUGACGCGUCUGCAGUUACUACGUCGGGAAAGUCUUUCAACGACAUCCAAAUGAUAGGAGCCACUCUUCAAGACGAUUUACAAUCGAUUCUUCUUCGAUUCCGCCAGCAUAGAAUUGCAGUGUCAGCGGACUUUCAGCAAUUCUAUCGACAGCAUCUUGUCACUUCUCCAGAACGAUGUCUGCAGCAGAUACUAUGGAGAGAAAGCCCUAGGACACCGUUGAAAACAUACGUACUUAAUACAGUCACCUACGGUACGGCAUCUGCACCUUUUCUCGCAACUAGGUGUCUGUUACAACUCGCGCAUGAUUGCAAGAACAAGGCCAUUCAAUUUACAAUCGAACAUGAUUUUUAUGUUGAUGACUAUUUAUCAGGGUCAUCAUCUGUCGAAGAGGCUAUACAUCAAUGUCAUGAAGUUAUCGCUGUCUUGCAAUCAGCGCAGUAUAAUCUGCGUAAGUGGCAUUCUAAUUCCGUGGAAGUCAUGCAGCACUUUCAUGGAAUUAAUUGUGAUACACAAGGCUCUGUUGAUCUAAGCUACAACUUUAACGAGAUUUCUAAAACAUUAGGCCUCAACUGGAAAUUAUUUAAUGACACAUUUUCUUUUACAAUUAAUUUAAAGCACACUGACAUUAUUUCAAACCGACACAUUUUAUCUACGAUUGCACAAAUAUUUGAUCCCUUAGGUCUUGUAGCACCAUGCAUCGUGGAAUCUAAAAUUAUCAUGCAACAGUUGUGGUUAGCUAAAUGUACUUGGGACGAACCUGUUUCUGAAGACAUACAAAGGUCUUGGGAGAGUUUUCAAAAUACUCUUCCAUUGUUAAACAACAUAGAGAUUCCACGUUGGAUUUCAUGUGACUCUCCUAUAAAACUGCAAUUGCACGUGUUUACAGAUGCGUCUGAGCGAGCUUACGGUGCCUGCGUCUUCGUGCGCAGCAUACAUGCCGAUGGCUCUGUUCACGUUCAUCUACUUAGUUCCAAGAGCAAGGUAGCUCCUAUAAAACCAGCUACUAUGCCCCGACUCGAACUAUGUGCAGCCUUGAUGGGCGCUCGAUUGCAUUCUAAGACAUGACAAAAGAAGCUUUUUUAGCAGCUCUCAACCGAUUUAUUGCUCGGAGGGGGAAACCACGCCACAUCUUCUCGGACAGUGGUAGUACUUUCGUCGGGGCCUUCAAUGAGCUAGCGCAGCUUCUAGCACAGGAUCUCGACCUAAAUAGAAUCGAUCCAGGUAUAACCUUUUCGUUUAUUCCGGCAUAUACUCCACAUUUCGGUGGACUAUGGGAAUCUGCCGUCAAAUCCACCAAAUAUCAUUUAAAACGAAUCUUAAGCCUUACGUACCUCACCUUUGAAGAAAUGGCAACUUGCCUUAUUCAGAUUGAAUCUAUAUUAAAUUCUCGUCCUCUAACUCCUAUAUCCAGUGACCCGUCAGACCUCACUCCACUUACACCCGCACACUUCCUUAUUGGGCGAUCUUUACUGACGUUGCCUCAUCCACAGGUCACCAGAGCCAGUGUGUCCUCGCUUCAGCGAUUCCAGAGAAUCGAAUAUCUGAAGCAACAUUUUUGGAAUCGCUUCUCAAACGAAUAUGUUCUCUGGCUUCAGGAAAAAUCCAAAUGGCAUCGCUCUACCAGAGGAGAACUAAAGGAAGGGGCUCUCGUUGUAAUCAAGGACAAGACCUCUCCGCCUCUUAUGUGGCUGAUGGGACGAGUCAUCCGUGUGCUACCAGGGAGUGACGGCGUCGCAAGAGUUGCAGACAUACGCACACGCAAGGGUGUGCUCAGACGGGCAUUCAACACUAUUUGCCCCCUGCCUCUACAGUGACUCUACCUUGAAGACCACGGCUCUUCAACAGGGGGAGCAUGUUGGAGCCGCCUUAACUGCGGCUGAUGAACCGGUUGUGUAGCCGGACGCCAGAGGGGAGCCGCCGGAGAGGGGAGGCAACGGUCGUCGACCCACUCGGCAGUGCCACGUCCCGCAGUCGCGUCAAACCCUAUCAGCACGACACCCGCGCACGCGCAUCUACCUAUUUACAAUAUUUCCGCAUACGAUAACCAGUUACUUUGUGCUGUCAAUAAACAUUUAACUACA